Molecule: messenger RNA, 2162 nt
Organism: Malus domestica (apple)
Lineage: Eukaryota; Viridiplantae; Streptophyta; Magnoliopsida; Rosales; Rosaceae
Product: probable aquaporin NIP5-1
Biological process (GO): transmembrane transport
Cellular component (GO): membrane
Molecular function (GO): channel activity
Source: RefSeq, a predicted model, not a curated record
GCCUAUGUAUUUAAGCCUGACUGCCUCUGAGUUAUAUCUCUUUUCUUUCUGCAGUUCACCUCUAUUAUUGUGCAAUCCAAUCCUCCUCCUCCUUCUUUUGACCCAAAAAACACUUCGGUUACAAUUUCAGUUUCAGUCCUUUUUAAAAUCGUCUGUACUUUUCUGCUGUUUUGUUGCUCUGGUUUUGAACCUGGAUUCUUCCGUUUUCAUCAUUCUUCCUUAAAAAAGAACCUCAAAAAAGAUCAUUCCCAGCAUGUAAUUCAGACUUUUCAAUCCAAUCCCACAAAACCCAUUUCUCAAAAAACCCAAUUUUUUUUUUAACUUUGAUUGCUUUUUGUAUGAAAAACUAGAGCUAUCCUUUUAGUGGGUACACUGGAUUUCUUCGUUUCUUCUAUCCCUUAGCAAAAAAAUUAUAAAAAACCUUCAAAUUAUGUAACUUUUUAUCCUUCCGAAACCAAAUUCCCAACCCAAGAAACCCCAAAAAAAAAAAAAAAAAUUAGGUAAUUUUCAGUAUGUACUAUCCAUAGCCAAAUUGUCGCCCCCCACUCUGGCCACUAUCAAAAUUCUCGUGUAGAAAAAAAGUUAUAAAAAUCUUCAAAUUAUGUAACUCCGAGCUUCUCAUUCCCAGAACCCAAUUCUAAAAAAUCCCCAAAAAAAAAAAAAUAUAUAUAUUGUAUUUUAUCCUUUUUCUUUACCUUGGUUUUGGUUGCUAGAAAUGGCGGAAUCUGAGCCGGUGACGCCAUCGGCUUCGGCGCCGGCGACGCCGGGAACGCCACUGCCUCUGUUUUCAGAGCCGAGAGUGGAUUCGCUGUCGUAUGAGCGUAAGUCAAUGCCGCGAACCAAGUGCUUGCCUGUGAUAGCUCCGACGUGGGGUCAAUCUCCCAACUGCUUCAACGAGUUCCCUACUCCAACUGUCUCCCUCAGCCGCAAGGUAGGAGCUGAGUUCGUAGGAACCUUCAUCUUGAUGUUUGCAGCAAGUGCUGGACCAAUCGUGAACCAAAAGUACAACGGAGCGGAGUCCUUGAUCGGAAAUGCAGCAUGCGCAGGGCUUGGUGUGAUGAUUGUGAUUCUCUCCACAGGCCACAUUUCUGGUGCACAUCUAAACCCAUCUCUCACCAUCGCGUUUGCCGCCCUGCGACAUUUCCCAUGGCUUCAUGUCCCUGCCUACAUCGCAGCUCAGGUUUUGGGCUCCAUUUGCGCCUCGUUUACUCUCAAAGGGGUUUUACAUCCGUACAUGUCUGGCGGAGUCACGGUGCCUACUGUGAGCACUGGCCAGGCUUUUGGACUUGAGUUCAUCAUCACUUUUAAUCUCUUGUUUGUUGUCACUGCUGUUGCAACUGACACUCGAGCGUUGGGAGAGUUGGCUGGUUUAGCAGUUGGGGCUUGUGUCAUGCUAAACAUUCUUAUGGCAGGGCCAUCUAGUGGUGGUUCAAUGAACCCGGUGCGUACUCUCGGCCCUGCUAUCGCUGCCGGAAACUACACCAAGUUGUGGAUAUACCUGGUGGCUCCUACCCUUGGAGCUGUCGCCGGGGCAGGUACCUAUACAGCUGUGAAGCUUCGAGAAGAUGAGGUGGAUGCACCUGUGCGCAUGGCCAGGAGCUUCCGUCGCUAGUGCAAUACUAAGGCAAGCAUAUUUAGAACAAUAAUCUCUUGUCAAAUAGCUUUUCGUGUUAUGUUACUCAGCUGUUAAUAUUUAUAAUAUAAAUUAACAGUAUGAUAAUGUAACAUGUGAAGGGAAUGACAGAAGAAUAUUACCCGAGUAUGCUUAGUCCUUUUCAUGAUUUGUAUGAUAUGAUGUGAUGUGAAAGCUUAAGAUAAAGUUUUAUAAGGAAUAAAGGGGAGGGCGGGAGAUAUAUGUAAGAUGUGACGGAAAGUCUUCGCGCCUUGGCCCAUUGGCUUUUCACUGUGAAGUAGUGUGUGCUUGGUUGGUAUUGGCCAUCAACUCUCAGAGGGUCGGUGUCCGAUCGGACGCUCCUGCGAGAAGACAUUGGAUUGGCUCUGUUUGUUUGCUUUAUUUUUCUGGGUUUGCAAAGUGACUUUAUGUAAACAACUGCACUAUAUAUGAUGCAUGGUUUGAUGAAUAAAAACUUAAUGUGUGUAAUAUAGUGCACUCUGAUGCAUUGUUUGAUUUGGUAUAUUAAUUAUCGAUAAAUAAUUAAAAU